CAGUUCUCGACCCUGUCAUCGCUGUGGUGGUGGGAAAGCGUUUCGUUGUGACCUUUGUGGAAAAACUUUCAAUCAGCAGCGGUGCCUAAAAUUACAUCAGCGUAGACACACUGGAGAUAAAAUGAGCUACUGCAAAGAAUGUGGGAAAGGCUUCCCCACACCGAGUGAAUUAAAAAUACAUGAACUCUGUCACAGUGGGGUUAAAAAGCACCUCUGUGACCAGUGUGGGUCAUCCUUCACCACUGCAUGUGACCUUAGAAAGCAUAAACGAGUCCACACAGGAGAGAAACCAUACAAGUGCAGACACUGUGACAGAAGCUUCUCACAAUCAAGUAAUCGUAACCUUCAUGAACGUACACACGUUAAAGGGAGCUACAGCUGUGACCAGUGUGACAAAAGCUUCAUGAAUCUCAAUUCAUACUCCAAACACAAACGAUCCCACGCUGUAAAUAAACUGUUUCACUGUUACCAAUGUGCAUCUCAGGAGGCCGACAAACCUCACAGAAGAAAGGGAGAGAAGAAAUACAGCUGUGAUGAGUGUGGGAAGAAUUUUACUCUGAAGUCUGAGCUAAAACAUCAUCUGUUCAUCCACACUGGGGAGAAACCAUUCAUCUGUGACUUGUGUGGAAAGUCUUUUAGACAGCCUGCAAACUUAAAAAAACACCAAGUCACCCACACUGGAGUUAAAGCGUACAGCUGUGAUCAGUGUGGCAAAGCUUUUACUGUCAGAGGCAACUUACGGCGUCAUCAAGUUACCCACUCUGAAACUAAGGCGUACAGCUGCGACAUUUGUGGGAAAACUUUCACUCAUCUAACAUACCGAAAUACUCACCUACGCAUCCACACCAGGCAAGAUGUUUACUGCUGCGAUCAGUGUUUGAAACCGUUUGUGACAUACUAUGAAUUACAGCAGCACAUGUUUACCCACACUGAGGAGAGACCUUAUAAAUGUGACCUGUGUGAGAAGGCUUUUAAAGAGCCAAAUUCCCUGAGAAGACACGAACAGAUCCACAGCAGAAAGAAACUCUACAAGUGCAGUUACUGUGAGAAGCAGAGCGACACAGAUGGAUCCAGUUCUCGACCCUGUCGCCACUGUGGUGGUGGGAAAGCGUUGCGUUGUGACCUUUGUGGAAAAACUUUCAAUAAUGAAAAGAACCUAAAGCUACAUCAACGUAGACACACUGGAGACAAAAUGAACUACUGCAAAGAAUGUGGGAGAGGCUUCCCCACACCAAGUGCAUUAAAAGAACAUGAAAUCUAUCACAGUGGGGUAAAAAAGCACGUCUGUGACCAGUGUGGGUCAUCCUUCACCACUGCAGAUCAUCUUAAAGUGCAUAAACGAGUCCACACAGGAGAGAAACCAUACAAGUGCAGACACUGUGACAAAAGUUUCUCGUACUCAGGGAGUCGUAACAAUCAUGAACUUACACACAUUGAAGGGAGCUACAGCUGUGACCAGUGUGACAAAAGCUUCAAGAAUCUCAGUUCAUACUCCAGACACAAACGAUCCCACGCUGUAAAUAAACUGUUUCACUGUUACCAAUGUGCAAAAACAUUCACUUCAUUAUCUGCUCUACGCAACCAUCGACGUGAUCAUGCAGGACAGUGAUCACUGGAUCACAAUGAAUCUGCAGAGGCAGAAAGAUCCUCUUCUGGUUUCAGGGUCAGACUUAAAAACCUUGAGAUCAGGCUCCACAGAGUUCAGGUGGAGUCUCCUGUAAAGAGUGCAGCUGAUGUCACACUUGGAUCUGAUGAGCUAGCUCUGCUUUCUGGACCUGCAGUGAAUAAUCCUGGAUGUUACAUAUAGGAAGCUGCAAGUAUAGAUGUGUACAUCAAGUUUUUUUUCCUUUGAGGGAUUUUAAUAUUCUAAAAUGUUAUCCCUGUUACAUUUUAAUCUUUGUUCUCUUAGGAUAUAAAAGUUAUAGGAAUACAUUUUAUUUUAUAUUACCAAACUGACAUGUUUCUAAACUGCAGAUGUGCAUAGAAACAUUAUUUUUUACAUUUCAUUUUAACUGCGUUUUUUUUUUGCUUUUUCCCCCCAAAUCUACUGUUUCACUGUUACCAAUGUGCAAUUAUGUUCAUUAUCUGCUCUGUGCAAACAUCAUCAUGACAAUGGCUGAACUCAUUCCUAUCAUUGGAUCAUAAUGAACCCUUCAACUGACGGGGAGCUUGUGCCAUCCUUGCAGGAGUCCACUCUGCAGGUGGGGGAGAGGUGAGAAUAAACUUAACCUGGGUGUCUACUGUCUUGUGCAGUCUUGGAGAUGAUUGAAUGUUAGGGUGGGGGAGCUGGCCCCAGGGAGGGGCAUCU
Molecule: messenger RNA, 2308 nt
Organism: Maylandia zebra (zebra mbuna)
Lineage: Eukaryota; Metazoa; Chordata; Actinopteri; Cichliformes; Cichlidae
Source: RefSeq, a predicted model, not a curated record